AUGUACUUCAACGCAGCUCUCCUCGGCCUCGUUGCCGCCGCUAGCAGUGUUGCCGCUGCCCCCUCCGCCAAGUCUCGGCCCAACACUGUUUCCGCCAUGGCUGACGUCCCUGCCUGGAUCAUCACCUCAUUCACCCGCACCUGCAACGAGGGUGACACAACCUGCGACGUCACCUUCGGCAUCGACACCCAAACCGCGCCGGCGACCGACUGCGCCUACACUGUCAUCGGCUCCCCAGCCAGCCAAACUGCCACCAACGGGAUUGUUUGCGGUCCGUACACCAUCAGCUCCAGCUGGAGCGGUCAGUUCGGCCCCGAAAAUGGCUUCACCACUUGGUCUGUCAUCGACUGGGACAACCGCCUCAUCGCCUGGCCCGCGUACAACGACCAGGAGCUUGUCAAUGCCACUGCCGUCACACCAGACAAGAGCUUCACUCCCCAGACCCUCGCUUGA
Dichotomopilus funicola is the source of this 453-nucleotide messenger RNA. RefSeq lists its product as uncharacterized. The record is from RefSeq and is a predicted model, not a curated record. The transcript has a single exon. The coding region runs from base 1 to 453 and encodes 150 amino acids. NCBI's taxonomy places the organism in Eukaryota, Fungi, Ascomycota, Sordariomycetes, Sordariales, Chaetomiaceae.